AUGGAGGAGAGCAGCGAGAAGGAGACGAGGAGUCAUCAGCGUUCAAGACAAGAAAUAGGAAAGCAAGGACAAGGUAGACCGUCGAAGUUAAGGUGCGAGAAGGAAAGGAAUGCGGCAGGUAUGGAUAAAUUUAUAAUAAAAGGGGAUACAAAAAAGGUAGAUGACGAAAGUGAGGAAGGGAACUUAAGAGAGGGGGACGAGGAGAGUGAUGCAGCAUGCCGGCAAGCGGCAACAGGGGGAAAGGGACACGAGGGGGCCAAGAAACAACGAAGAGAGGAGAGCGAAGGAGAGGAAGCUGAAGGCGAUGAGCAUUUUGACGAAAAGGCGGGGAGGGAGCAGAGCGAAAGCGGAAUAGAAGAGUUUAUCGACGGAGGGACAAUGGUGUUUAGUAGAGGUGACGAGAAAAGGCCAAAAGACGUAGGACGGACUAUCCAAAGGAGGGGAGAGGGGAUACAUAUGAGGAAUGAAGAAAAAUCAUGCGACAGUUGCGCAAAAAAAUUUGAUAAAAUGGAGAAAAUGUUAUGGAAGACAUUGGAGAAAGUAAAGGAGAACAAUUCGAAGAGGAUCGGGGUAGUUGAGGGGAAGUUGUCUGAAGUGAUGCAGGAAUUGGAGAGGAGCAAUAUUGAGAGAAAGAGGCUAAAGGCGAAGCUGGAGGAAGAAGGGAAACAAAGAGAAAUUUUGGAAAUGAGACUAUGCAAUAGAAUUAAUAGGGAAAUGGAAACGGAGGGGAACGGACGACGCUCUAAUGCAGCAACACAGGGAAGGAUCAAGGACAUCGGCGAAGAGAGGAAUACGGCAUAG
Molecule: messenger RNA, 801 nt
Organism: Phymastichus coffea
Lineage: Eukaryota; Metazoa; Arthropoda; Insecta; Hymenoptera; Eulophidae
Product: zinc finger protein on ecdysone puffs-like
Exons: 1
Coding region: 1-801 (266 amino acids)
Source: RefSeq, a predicted model, not a curated record